AUGGAUCACCUGACUGCGCUCUUCCAGGAGAUGUGGCGUCAAGGUGAAGUCCCUCAAGAUUUCAUAGACGCAAACAUCGUUAACCUAUACACGCAAAAAGGAAACCGCCAACUCUGCGACAACCACCGCGACAUCUCUCUGCUGAACAUCGCCGGAAAGAUUUUCGCUCGCAUCCUGCUCAACCGCCUGAACAAUCAUCUAGAACAGGGUUUUCAACUGGAAAGACAGUGUGGCUUCCGCCAUCAUCGCGGAACCGCGGAUACGAUCUUCGCCGCACGUCAACUUCGGGAGAAGUGCCAGGAGAUGCGGACCCACCUGUACCCUACCUUCGUGGACCUGACGAAAACCUUCGACACGGUGAAUCAUGAAGGGCUGUGAAAAAUCAUGCAGAAAUCCGGCUGUCCGGAGCGAUUCAUCCAGAUGGUGCAUCAGCUGCACGACGGUAUGAUGGCGCGAGUCACGGACAACGGAGCUGUCUCAGAGGCAUUCGCAGUGACUAACGUAGUGAAGCAGGGAUGCGUGCUGGCGCCUACCCUCUUCAGUCUUAUGUUCUCUGCCAUGCUGAUGGACGCCUAUCGUGCUGAACGCCUCGGGAUCUGCCUCGCCUACAGGACGGACGGUCACCUUCUCACUCAACGGCGGAUGCACAUCCAGUCGCGCGUAUACACAACCACCGUUCACGAACUUCUCUUCGCCGACAACUACGCCCUGAACACCACCUCGGAAGAGGACAUGCAACUGAGCAUGGACCUCUUCUUCGUCGCCUGCGAGAACUUCGGCCUGGCCAUCAACACGCAGAAGACGGUGGUCAUGCAUUAA
Molecule: messenger RNA, 819 nt
Organism: Spirometra erinaceieuropaei
Lineage: Eukaryota; Metazoa; Platyhelminthes; Cestoda; Diphyllobothriidea; Diphyllobothriidae
Source: the annotation of a GenBank genome assembly